CACCUUCUCCUCCUCCACGUUCACAGGCGCGCGCAGACCAGCCCUUUCUGUAUUUCCUCUCGUCGGAGGGCCAAUAACGCGCAGUUUCCCCUUCCCUCCAUCUGAGCCAGCGGUUUCUCCGAGACCAAAACUCAACCUCUUCACCAUCACUUGUUUUCUUGGAUAUCACGUCGCUUGUACAUAGGCCGUCUUCUCGUUUAUUUGGUUCUUCUGACAUGGAAGUGAGAUGUCGUCCAGCGGUGAUGUUGUGUGUUUUUGCCAUCCUCUGCUCCGGAGCUCCGCGGUCUCUCGGCUCUCCGUACGCGGACAGACAGUACCUGAACGAGUGGGCUGUGGAGAUCCCGGGCGGGCUGUCCGCGGCGGAGGCGAUCGCCAGGGAUCUGGACUACGAGCUGGUCCGACAGAUUGGGGCCCUGGAUGACCAUUACUUGCUGAAACACCGCAGACAUCCUCACAGGAUGAAGCGCAGCGCCGACCACAUCACUAGGCAGUUAUCAGAGGAUGAUCGGGUGUUGUGGGCGGAGCAGCAGUAUGAAAAACGGCGCAACAAGCGGGCAGUCAUCAGAGAGUGCAGGGACUGCUCUGUGGACAAGCUGUUUGAUGACCCCAUGUGGAACCAGCAGUGGUACCUGCAAGACACGCGGACGUCUUCCUCGCUGCCAAAGCUGGACCUCCAUGUGAUCCCCGUGUGGCAGAAAGGCAUCACGGGGAAAGGAGUGGUCAUCACAGUUCUGGACGACGGGCUGGAGUGGAACCACACAGACAUCUACUCCAACUACGAUGCAGCCGCCAGCUACGAUUUCAACGACAACGAUCCGGAUCCGUUUCCCAGAUACGACUCCACCAACGAAAACAAACAUGGAACGAGGUGUGCAGGAGAGAUAGCAAUGCAGGCGGACAACAACAAAUGUGGAGUUGGAGUGGCUUACAACUCAAAAGUUGGAGGAAUCCGGAUGCUGGACGGGAUUGUGACCGAUGCCAUUGAAGCCAGCUCCAUCGGAUUCAAUCCAAACCACGUGGACAUCUACAGUGCCAGCUGGGGACCCAACGAUGAUGGCAAGACGGUGGAGGGCCCUGGUCGCCUGGCCCAAAAGGCUUUUGAAUAUGGAAUCCAAAAGGGCCGAGGUGGAAAAGGCUCCAUUUUUGUUUGGGCGUCAGGUAACGGUGGGCGCCAGGGGGACAACUGUGACUGCGAUGGCUACACAGACAGCAUCUACACCAUCUCCAUCAGCAGUGCCUCCCAGCAGGGCCUGUCUCCAUGGUACGCAGAGAAGUGCUCCUCCACUUUGGCUACAGCAUACAGCAGCGGAGACUACACCGACCAGAGAAUCACUAGUGCUGAUCUGCACAACGAGUGCACUCAGACUCACACUGGAACAUCGGCCUCUGCUCCUCUGGCUGCUGGAAUAUUUGCUCUGGCGCUGGAACAAAAUCCCAAUCUUACCUGGCGAGAUCUGCAGCACAUCGUCGUCUGGACAUCAGAGUUCGAUCCUUUGGCCAACAACCCCGGCUGGAAGAGGAAUGGAGCAGGACUGAUGGUCAACAGCCGCUUUGGUUUUGGACUUCUUAAUGCCAAAGCGCUGGUGGACCUCGCAGACCCGGCCACCUGGAAGCAUGUUCCAGAAAAGAAGAUAUGCAUCGUAAGGGAUGAUUCUUUUCAGCCAAGGGAUCUGAAAGCAGCAGGGGAGAUCACCAUAGAGAUUCCAACCAAAGCUUGUGCGGGCCAGGAGAACGCUGUCCGCUCACUGGAACAUGUACAAGUAGAAGCCAGCAUCGAAUACACCAGGAGAGGAGACCUGCACAUCACACUCACCUCCCCAGCUGGCACCACAACAGUGCUUCUGGCAGAGCGGGAAAGAGACACAUCAUCCAACGGCUUCAGAAACUGGGACUUCAUGUCGGUUCACACGUGGGGUGAAGAUCCUGCUGGAACGUGGACUCUAAAAAUCACAGACACUUCAGGCCGCAUGGAGAACAAGGGGCGUAUCUUGAACUGGAAGUUGAUUCUUCACGGAACAUCAGAGAAACCAGAACACAUGAAGAAACCUCGAGUCUACAUUCCCUACAACGCUGUGCAGAAUGACCGCCGUGGCGUGGAACAUAUGGAUGACAUGAUGGAGGAGCCCACACAGGCCCAUCCACCUCAGAAAACUGAAGUCCAAAUUCCAGAGAAGGAGCCCCAAGAGCCCUCAAACUCCUCUUACUCCCCCUCCCUUGCGCUGCUGCGUCUCCUGCAGACAGCCUUCAGCCGGCAGCCCAUGGUUCUGCAGCAGCGUCAGGCUGCUUCAAGGUCCUCCUCCAGUUGGAGAAACCAGCAGCCCAGCCAGAGCCUCGGCCUUCCAGCUGCAAGACUCCCAGCAAAAAAUCUGUUCCAAGCUCUGGACUUGAUCAAUAAGUACCAGGGUGCCGGGGACAACAUGUACAGUGACUACAGCGACGGCUUCUACAACACCAAGCCGUACAGACACAGGGAUGAUCGACUGCUGCAGGCGCUGUUCCAGAUGCUGGAUGAUGAUCAGAAGUGAGAGCCAGGAGGUGCAGAGAGGGGCGAAAACGACAAGAGAAAGGCGGGAAAAAAGUCCAAAAUGGUUCCAGCUUGAGAGCAGAAGAAUAGGCAGAGGAAGAUAAAGAAAAGACAUGGUCAUGACUGGUCCUGGAAGAGUGGGAGAGAGGACGAGAAACACCCAAAAUGCUGCAUAUCUAAUUUAUUUGCCAAUCACUAUGUGUUAACUGAUUUUUAUUUUUGUUUAAUCAUUUGACCCUGCACAAUUUCCUUAUGUAAUUUAAAAUAGAGUUAUUUAGAUUCCUUCUGAUGUAAAAUAUAUAUAUAUGUGGUGAAUACAAAAGCAUUUAACCAAAAGAAAAGGGAGUUAUUGUGGCCUUGUCUCUUUCUUUUCUGCUUGCUCAAGCUUGACAUUCUUAAAUGAUUGGUUUUGUAAAGUAUCUAUGGCUAUAUAUCUUUCAGAGACUUUAAAUGAUAUUGAUCUUCAGUAUAGAUCCCAUUGUGUCAUUCGUUUUUUCACUACAACAGUAUGAGUAUUUAUUCAGCAUAAAUUUCCAAAUAACUGAAGUCUCUGAUACAGGAAAAGAUAAAUAAAUUGAUCAUUUAAAUCAAAUUCUUUUUCAAGAUACAUCUUCUCAGGGGGUAAGCAAAGCUGAAAAGAGUAACUGUGCUCUUCAAUCUGUUCAGAAAAAAAUAUAUUCAGAAUGUAAAACUAUUUUCUAUAGUUCCAUAUGAGACUUAUAGUAAAAUUAAGUAAAUGUUAAAAAAAACAUCAAAACAAAAAGACUGCCAAAAUAAGAGAUUUGCUUCCUGGUGCAUUUCUUUCAUUUUGUAUAAGUGCAAUGCUGCAUAAUAGAAAAUAUUUUUCUAAGGAUCCAAUAUAGCUUGUGAAUUAUUUUACAUAGUGAACCUUUUUAAUUGUUUUAUUUGACAUAUACUUGCUGCAAGAAAAUGUAGUUAAUUCCACAUGUCAAUAAUAAUUGCUGUCAAAAAGUUUAUUUUCAGUAAAGCUGUUGUCAAAAUGUCUGCAUCUUCACAGUGGACAUUUGUAGCUGAUUAUUUUUUCUAUUUUUAGCACAUUUGGUGGUAAUACAAUAAAUCUGUAGCUCACCUCAAGCUCUGUAGAAUAGAGGCUUAGCACAGCCAAGCACAUUCAUGUUGAACGCUGUCAUCAAAGCUGUAACAAGUGCGCAAAUAUUCAUCCCCAAGUGGUGCAGAUCAACGUAUGUGUAGUAAUUUAAGUGUUUGUGACAUGAAAUGCUGUGAAACCUCAGUGCAGAGUCUCUAUUCUCUGGCUUGGAAAUGCCUGUCUUCUCUGCCAAAACAAGUGACAGGAAAGAGGAUGUUAAAAAAAAGCCUUUCCAAGCUCCCUGUAAUGUAACCAAUCUCUAAGCUUACCUGUUUCAUUUUUUUUAAUUUAAAGUUGUUUUACACAGACAAAUAUGACGUAUUUUGUUGCAAAUUCUGUAUGGAUGUAUAACAAAAAAUAUCAGAUUUAUCCAAAUAAAAUGCAAAGUGACA
This is a messenger RNA of Oryzias melastigma (Indian medaka), 4024 nucleotides long. It is a transcript of the gene pcsk1, whose product is annotated as proprotein convertase subtilisin/kexin type 1. Gene Ontology annotation, biological process: protein processing. Gene Ontology annotation, cellular component: Golgi membrane; trans-Golgi network. The coding region runs from base 216 to 2525 and encodes 769 amino acids. NCBI's taxonomy places the organism in Eukaryota, Metazoa, Chordata, Actinopteri, Beloniformes, Adrianichthyidae. The record is from RefSeq and is a predicted model, not a curated record. Gene Ontology annotation, molecular function: serine-type endopeptidase activity. The transcript has 14 exons.